AUGAUGACGCCAAACGAACAUCGUGGAUCCGUCGCUUCGGCAGAUUCGUCGCUGACGACGCCUCAUGCACAUCUACCCCACCAUCUCAAAUACGGCCAUGUGGUUGCUUCCGGGUUCUUGCCCGACGAUUCGGACGACGACUCUGCCGGUGACAACAACAACGACAACAACCGUUCACCCGAGACCAACGAUGCCGCCAGCGCUCUAGCCGGCGCAGACAGCCUCAGCCUUGCUGCUUCUACGUUGUCCGGUGUCUCUUCGUCGCCGACAAAGCAAGGCCUCGAUGCAAAGGCACGCAAAUGGCGAUCCAUGGAGCGACAAGAUGCACGAAAUCGAGCCCUGCACGAGCAACGACGAUACCUUUUCCGUCGACCACGCGCACUCCAGUACUUUCGCGGCAACAUCCUCGUCCGAUCGGAGGAAGAACGGUCCUCUCACCGAUUGGAGCUGUUUUUUGAUCUGGUGUUUGUCGGUCUCAUUGCCACGUUGGCCGAGGAGGCGAUCCACGAGCACAACGGCGAUGCCGUUGUGCGGUAUAUCCUGACGUAUACCGCUGCCUGGAUGAUUUGGAACUACAUGCGCGAAGUGUUCAAUGCGUUUUUUGUCGACGACCUGCCGCAGCGAGUGUUGGUGCUCGCGGUGAUGGCUUGUUUGGUGGUGUACGGAAACAAUGCGCCUGCAGCCGAAAAAAGCAUGCACGAAUCAGGCGCUCGGGCUACUGCCGUUGGUUCGUACCUGUUGGCAGGAGGACUCGUGUUUGGUAUCCUGACCUUCUACAGCUUCUAUAUUUGCCAGUAUCGCAUCCAGAUCCGGUCGCAGGCAUUUGUCUGGUUGGUGGUGCUCGGUAUUUGGAUCGGGAGCAUCUUUGUUUCCGUCGAGGCGUGCAUCGCGAUGGUGGUGGUGGCAUUGAUGCUCGAGUAUUCUUCGUGGAUGUUUUUCUACAGUCCUCUCUUCAAAAGGUUGGCCAAGCUGCGCUACUCUUCGGCAGUGGCCAUCGAACAUGAGAUUGAUCGUUUUACCGAUUUUGUCACUCUGGUUCAUGGCGAGUUUCUGUACAGCGUCAUCUCGGGUCAACCUGCAGGUCAUGGGAUGCAUUCGGGUGUUGCAAGGAUCAUUCUCACCGUCAUCAUCGCUUUUGUGCUCCACGGCAUCUACUGCUGUGGAGCCGGAAGCAGAUCAAUCACGCAUCCAAUUCGACGCGAUAUGCGCCAUGCGAUACCGUACUUUGCGUUGCAUCUUCCUCUCGUAUCCGCCAUCACCUUGUGCGGCGAUGCUACGGCCGAGUUGGUCAAGGAGAACGAGGUGGCUCAGGGCAUCCGCUGGAUCUUUUCCGCCACCUACGCCAUAGGAAUGGUCUCAACAGCGUUGCUCGUCAUGAUGGAAAAGGAACACGAUGCACCCGGCGAGCUGUUCUUCUCGAAACCAAUCAGGAUUGCGCCGAGGUUUGUAGCAGCGAUUGUGGUGUUGCUGUUGCCAUUGGCAGAGCAGCAACAUGUCAACUCGACGGCCUUGUUGGGCAUCGCUGCGGCGUUGGGGGCAGCGUCGUGGUUGUGGCAAGAAUUUGGCGCGCUGGAUGGACCCAAUGCCGCUUGGUACCAGCACGGUACGAGCGAGACUCAGGAUUUUGCUGGAGCAAGACGGUGGAAGGGUUUCCCAACUGUGGUCGAGCCCGGAGCUUGGAUCCUUGAUUCCACCAAGCAGCGUGGACGCACAGCAACUUUUGUGCAGCAACAGGAAUCGGAUUCCGCCCCGAAGGAGGCGAGUGCGGAGGCCGUCCCAGAGGAAACAGCAAUGAGGUCGUCGAAGGUUGACUGA
Molecule: messenger RNA, 1815 nt
Organism: Pseudozyma hubeiensis SY62
Lineage: Eukaryota; Fungi; Basidiomycota; Ustilaginomycetes; Ustilaginales; Ustilaginaceae
Exons: 1
Coding region: 1-1815 (604 amino acids)
Source: RefSeq, a predicted model, not a curated record